Morone saxatilis (striped sea-bass) is the source of this 5658-nucleotide messenger RNA. RefSeq names its product intersectin 2a (gene itsn2a). Gene Ontology annotation, molecular function: calcium ion binding; guanyl-nucleotide exchange factor activity; protein binding. Gene Ontology annotation, biological process: positive regulation of Rho protein signal transduction; intracellular signal transduction. The record is from RefSeq and is a predicted model, not a curated record. NCBI's taxonomy places the organism in Eukaryota, Metazoa, Chordata, Actinopteri, Moronidae.
GAUCUCCACCGCAGUUCUACCGCAACAGGUAAACCACCGCAAACCAUUUAAACGCUGCACAGGACGGGACGAGCAGUAGCACCUACCGGACACUGUCGCUGCUGACCUUUUGUGUUUUAUUUGAACCUUUUCCUGGAAGAUGUCUGAGAGCUAGCCAGCUGAGUAGAGGACUUCCCUCUCUGCCCGCGCUCUCCACCUGCAGCCAUGAAUGGCGGAGCCAGUGUGUGGGCCAUCACUCCAGAGGAGAGGGGGAAACACGACAAGCAGUUUGACAGCCUUGCCCCCGUCCUCGGCUAUGUCUCAGGAGAACAAGCCAGGAAAUUCUUCCUCCAGUCCGGCCUGCCUCCUUCUGUCCUGGCAGAGAUCUGGAACCUAGCUGACAUGGACAGCGAUGGGAAGAUGGACAGACUGGAGUUCUCCAUCGCCAUGAAACUCAUUAAACUCAAACUUCAGGGGCGGAACUUACCCUCUUCCCUGCCCGUCAUCAUGAAGCAAUCUCCCGUCUCCAAUUCUGCUUCAACCAUCCCUUCAUCAGCACGCUUCGGAAUGGGUUCUAUGCCAAACCUGUCAGUCGGUCUGUCAUCCAUGUCAGCUAUGUCAGCCAUGCCCAUCCUAACACCCAUCCCGGUUAACCCCCACAUGCACCCUGUGCAACCCCUGGUGCCAAUGCCAAUGACUCUGCCCCUCAUCACCUCCUUGGGAAACUCUGGACUCCCCAACGGCAAUGUCAACCUCCUCACCUCACCUCUUGUUCCCAACAAUGCAGCGCUCCCCCUCUCUGGCUUCUCCUCUCCUAUGACGUUCUCUCCAUCGACUGGGAUGUCAAAGGCAAACUCUCUUCUUGAUCUUGCAUCCAGCAGUUCAAAUUCUUCCUCCACCACGUCGCUGGCCAGUAACUCUCCGAAGACGGGUGCGAGCGAUUGGGCCGUUCCACAGGCCUCGAGACUUAAGUACCGUCAGCAGUUCAACACGCUAGAUAAGCUCAUGAGUGGCUACUUGUCAGGACCUCAAGUUAGAAAUGCGCUGAUAGCGUCCAACCUGACCCACACUCAGCUAGCUACCAUCUGGAACUUGGCAGAUGUGGAUAAGGACGGUCAGUUACAAGGGGAUGAGUUCAUCCUGGCCAUGCACCUGGUGGACAUGGCUAAAACUGGCAGACCCUUACCACUCACACUGCCUCAAGACCUGGUACCUCCCUCUCUCAGAGGAGGAAUCAAGUCCAGUGAGCUUGUUAAUGGAACGGGGCCCUACAUAACUCCCUGUUUAAUAGACACAACAGAGAUAGAGCCUGCACAGAAGACCAAGAGCAGUGUGUCCUUUGAGGACAAGCUGAAAGAGAACUUUGCACGGGGCAGCGCCGAGCUGGAGAAACGGCGACUGGCUCUGGAGGAACUGCAGAGGAAGGAGAGGGAGAGGAGAGAAAGGGAGGAGAGGGAGGCUCAUGAAAGGAGGGAGAGGGAGGCCAGGGAGCAGGAAAACCGUAGGAGGCUGGAGGAGGACAGGCGGUUGGAGAGGCAGAGAGAGAUGGAGAGACAGAGGGAGGAGGAGAGGAUGAGAGAGCUGGAGAGGAAGGAGGCGGCAAAGCAGGAGAUGGAGCGCCAGCGGAGGGAGGAGUGGGAGCGUGGGAAGAAAGAGGAGCUGGGCAGGAGGAGAGAGGGGGAGCAGGAUGAGAUCUCCCGACUCAGGGCCAAAAAGAAGAGUCUAGAGUUGGAGCUGGAGGCUGUGGGCAACAAGCACAAGCAGAUCUCAGACCGUCUCCGUGACGCUCAGAGCAAGAGGCGGAUUCUGAAGGCAGAGGUGGAACUCGUCAAUCAGAAAAGGGACACGCGUAUCACAGAGAUCAACUCGCUGCAGCUUCAGUUUGAGGACUGGCAAAGGAAGCUCUCACAGCUGGUACCAGAACAACACAGACUGACAGAGAAGCUGCAAAACAUCAGCCUCAACAAACUUUCCUCGGUGGCUUUGACCUCUCUGACCGGGAGUGUGACAGAGAAAGGUGUGAACUGCCGGAGGCUAAAGGACCAGCUUGACACUCUGGAGAGGGAGACCACAGACAAACUGGCCCAGAUGGAGCAGUACAACAAGGAGCUUAAGCUUGGGGAUAUGGAUGACUGUGUCCUGCGAGGCCUUCUGUCUCUGCUGGCCUGCCUCAGCCAGCUCUUCCUUCUCAUCAAGGAGCUGAGGGAGAAGCAGGUGAGGCAGCAGGCAGUCCUGGACGACCUGUACAAAGUCAAAGAGGAGAAACUGAGGGAGCUGCAGAGACGCAAGGAGGAGGAGAUGGAGAGGAGGAGAAGGGAGGAAGAGGAGGCAGCCAGACAGGCUAAGAUAGAGCAAGAAAGAAGAGAGCAGGAAAAUAGGGAGAAAGAGGAAGAGGAAGCACGUCAGAGGAGGCUCCUGGAGGAGCAGAGGGCCAGACAGAGGGAAGAGGAGGAGAGGGAGGCACAAGCUCGGCUCCGAGCGGCCCAGGAGAAAGCACAGGAAGAGGAGAGAAGAAGGAGAGAGGAGGAGGAGGAGGAGAAGAGGAAGAGGGAGGAGGAGGAAGAAAGGAAACGGAAAGAGGAAGAGGAGGAGGAGAGGAGGAGGAGGAGGAAAGAGGAGCAGGACAGAGGAGGACAGCAGCCGGUGUUGGUGGCUCAGCCAUCCUCCAAGCUGACCAUGUAUAGAGCUCUGUACUCGUUUGUGGCCCGAAACACAGACGAGCUGAGUGUGGACGCAGAUUGUCUUAUAGAGGUGGAUGAGCAGACCGUCGGUGAGCCUGGCUGGCUGUGUGGGAGUUACCGUGGAAACAGGGGCUGGUUCCCCCAGAGUUACGCAGAGAAAUAUCCUACCCCGUCUACUACCGAGACUGCCUCUUCUUCACCUGCAAAACUAUCCUGUCCACCACCACCACUACACACAAGAGUCCCAGAUGGGGAGGUAGUGAGUCACAGCACUGUUCCCGACCAAUCAGACGCUUCACAGUCCUCCGUCCCUCUGCUGGCUCGAGCUGUCUCCUCAUGGUCAGGCACUUCAGAAACUCACCUCAGCCUCUCCUCCGGUGCGGGUGACGUCAUCACUGCGCUGCUAGAUCGCCCAGGCAGUCACCACCACCACCGUCGCCCCAACGAUGUAUCAGCUGCGUCUGUCUCCAGGGCAACUGAUUGUGGUCCUGGCCAAGAACUCCACUGGCUGGUGGCUCGGGGAACUGCAGGCUCGAGGCAAGAAGCGGCAGAGAGGCUGGUUUCAUUCCUCUCACGUCAAGCUCCUCGGUCCCUCCAGCAGCAAGUCCUCCCCCUCCCCUCUGCCAGUGUGCCAAGUUAUCGCAAUGUACGACUACACCGCUGCCAAUCGCGAUGAGCUGAGCUUCUCCAAGGGUCAGCUCAUCAGUAUCCUGGACAAAACCAACCCUGACUGGUGGAAAGGAGACGCCAAUGGGGUCACAGGCCUGCUGCCCACCAAUUAUGUCAAGAUGACAACAGAAUCAGACCCCAGCCAGCAAUGUACGGUAGAUUCCUUAUCCAUGUCAGAGCAUGGAAAGACUAACGGGUGUGCUGACCUGAUGACGCUGGACACCAUGACCCCUCAGGAGAGGAAGAGACAAGGUUACAUCCAUGAGCUCAUCCAGACUGAGGAGACCUACGUGGAAGACCUGGAGCUGGUUCUAGAGGUCUUCCAUAAGCCCAUGUCUGAGUCAGGCCGUCUAACAGAAGCUGAGAUGGGAGUGAUCUUUGUUAACUGGAGAGAGCUGAUUAUGUGUAACACCAAAUUACUCAAGGCGCUGCGUGUGCGUAAAAAGACAGGAGGAGAGAACAUGCCGGUUCAGCUCAUAGGAGACCUGUUGGCUUCGGAGCUCGCUCACAUGCAGCCCUACAUCCGCUUCUGUUCCUGCCAGCUCAACGCCGCCGCCCUGCUGCAGAGCAAAACCCACAACCAGCCCGACUUUAAAGACUUCCUCAAGAAGAUAGCCACUAACUACCGCUGCAAAGGAAUGCCGCUGUCCAGCUUCCUCCUCAAGCCCAUGCAGAGGAUCACACGCUACCCCCUGCUCAUUAAGAAUAUCCUGGAGCACACCCCAGAUGGUCAUGCAGACCGCAGCCCACUUAGAGAAGCUCUGGAGCGAGCUGAGGAGCUGUGCUCUCAGGUCAAUGAGGGAGUCAGGGAGAAGGAGAACUCGGACAGGCUGGAGUGGAUACAGAGCCACAUCCAGUGUGAGGGACCUAUAGAGCACUUGGUCUUCAACUCGCUGACUAAUUGCCUCGGGCCCCGCAAGCUGCUCCACAGCGGCCGGCUUUACAAAACCAAAAGCAGCAGGGAGCUGUGGGCUUUCCUCUUCAACGAUUUCCUUCUCCUCACACACAGCGCCAAACCCUUCUCCUCCUCAGGACCAGACAGGCUAUUCAGCCUCAAGGCCAACAUACAGCUGAAGAUGUACAAAACACCACUGUUCCUGAAUGAGGUUUUGGUAAAAAUGCCACCCGACCCCUCCAGCGACGAGCCUCUCUUCCACGUCUCGCACAUCGAUCGUGUCUACACGCUAAAAACGGAGACGUUGAAUGAGAGGACAACGUGGGUCCAGAAAAUCAAAGCGGCGUCUGAACACUUCAUAGAGACAGAGAAGAAAAAGAGAGAGAAGGCCUAUCAAGCUCGUUCUCUAAAGAGCAGCGGUAUCGGCAGACUGCUGGUAACUGUCACUGAGGCCCAGGAGCUCAAAGCCUGUAAACCCAACGGUAAGAGUAAUCCAUACUGUGAGCUGACAAUGGGGGCUCAGUGCUACACCUCCCGACCGGUCAGCGACACUCUGAACCCAAAGUGGAACUUCAACUGCCAGUUCUUCAUCAAAGACCUCUACCAGGACGUCCUGUGUAUCACUGUUUUUGAGAAGGACCAGUUCUCACCAGAUGAUUUCCUGGGUCGCACCGAGGUUCCUGUGGCAACUAUAAAGAAAGAGAUGGAGAGCAAAGGUGCUGCAAAUCGUCGCCUCCUACUGCACGAGGUCCCCACGGGAGAAGUUUGGGUCAAACUAGACCUACAGCUUUAUGAGCCAACAAAAUAACACAGCCACACACACCCUCAGGCACACACCACUUCAUUUUGAAUGAAGAGAGGAUAUUUUGCGUACACAUUAACAGCCGAACAAACCUAAAAGUGCCUAUUUGUAGCAUUGCCAUUUAAAAACUCUGGAUGCCCUGCUCUGAGCCACCCACAUUCAUUUAAGUGACCUCAAACAGAGCGGGAGGAGACCUUGCCAAAAUGAAUGACAUAUGUGCUCAUAAGUAGUCACCUAUCAUGGAAAAAGGGUGUUCUAGAUACCAACAAACCAGCUAAAAUGUGAAUGCAGCUGUCAAUAUUGUCGUGUUCACCACUCGUAAAUGCAAUUACACAAACACGCCUUGAAUUGUAACCAGUUACAUUUAGUAACAUUUUGUCAAACUCAUAUUUACAAAUUUUUACAGAAUAAUAAUUUACUCUUAAUGGAAUACAGUCUUCAUCUGUUUAAGACACACCUCACAUACACUGUUACACAUGCACCUGCCACAUUUAUCUUUUGUUAUGUUGUACAUUUCAAGUGUUGCACACUACUGUAAAAUGUAAUGUCAUGUCAGCUCGAUGGUGUAUCUAUGGGUUUUAAGUAUGCCAUUAAAUCCUGAAAAUGGCAUGAAUAAAAUGUACAUACAGUGA